Messenger RNA from Paramecium sonneborni, 1215 nucleotides. The record is from the annotation of a GenBank genome assembly. NCBI's taxonomy places the organism in Eukaryota, Ciliophora, Oligohymenophorea, Peniculida, Parameciidae.
AUUAGUUAUUAAAAAUGGAUGAGGUUCUGUUAGAGAGUUUAACUUCUAAAUUUAGUGAAUUAUUUAAGAACAUUUCUAGUCUAUAAGAAAAGAGAGAGACUGUUUAAGAUGAGAAUGAACAUUUAAAACAAUUAAUUUAAGAAGAGUAGGAUUAAUUAGAAAUGCAUUCAGGAGAAUCUUCUGAAGAUGAAGCAGCUUUCUCAGAAAUUGAAGAAAAGUGUAGAUAAAAAUUGGAAGAAAAAAAAGAAUCGGAUAUGUAAAUGAAAGAAGAAAAUAAUUUGAAAAGUCAAUUAGUAUAUAUAUUUUAUUUAAAUUUAGUAUAUGCAUCUUGAAGGUAUUUAAAAUGAAAUUAUAUAAAUGAGAAGUAGUAUAGAAUAAUCAAAAGAAUCAGAAGCUGAUUUAUAAUAAAGAAUUGAAGAAACUACAUUAAAAAUUGAUGAUUAUCAAAAUAAAAUAUAAAGAGCUGAACAAAUUAAAAUUCAAGUAGAAAAAUAAUAAUAGGAAGUAUAAUGGCUUUUCUUAUAUUAAGCAAAAUGAAAAGUAUUUAUAAGAUAGUGAAAAAGUUAAAGCUGUUUAAUCUGAAGUUAGAAAUUAACUCUAAGCUAAUGCUAUGGGAGAUAAAAGAUAAAAUGAACUUGAAAAAAUCAUUUAAAAACAUUGGGAAGAAUUAUAAAAAAGAGUAAAAUAUUAUCUAUAUAUAGGCUCAAAGAAUACAAGUGUUAUAAAAUAAUAUGAAUAUCAUUUCAGUCAAAAUAUAAAAAUCUUAAAAGAGUGAACAUAUUUAUUAAAAAUUGAAAGAUGAAAAUACUAUCUUAGCUUAAGAGAACAUUUAAAUUAGAGAAAAAUUAAAUUAACUAAUUAGUGCAUUACCUUAACAUAUGAAAAAGGGAAGUGUUAAAGGAAAAUAAAAAAGCAAAAAAGAAUUUUUAGAACUUUAUGAUGAAUCAAUCUGUUCUAAUCAAAUUAAAUUAAGACAUUUAGAAUAAAUUAGAGAAGAACAUUAAUAAAAUAUUAAUAGUUUACAUGUAAUCCUCAUUCAUCUAUUCUUAGAGUGAAAUACUUUAGUUGGAAGAAAAAUACAAUUAAAUGACUUAAAAUGUUAAGAAUCUUCAAGAGUAAUAUCUAGAAAUUGAAUCAUCUUGCAGAGAAUUUAAUGAAGAAGAGUAUGUAAAGAAGAAUUGCCCAAAUUAUUAUAAAGUUAAAAAGGGAAAAUGA